Messenger RNA from Condylura cristata (star-nosed mole), 634 nucleotides. It is a transcript of the gene CHCHD2, whose product is annotated as coiled-coil-helix-coiled-coil-helix domain containing 2. Gene Ontology annotation, molecular function: sequence-specific DNA binding. The record is from RefSeq and is a predicted model, not a curated record. Gene Ontology annotation, biological process: positive regulation of transcription by RNA polymerase II; mitochondrion organization. Gene Ontology annotation, cellular component: mitochondrion; nucleus. NCBI's taxonomy places the organism in Eukaryota, Metazoa, Chordata, Mammalia, Eulipotyphla, Talpidae. The coding region runs from base 99 to 569 and encodes 156 amino acids. The transcript is spliced from 4 exons.
AGCUCCGCCCCACGACUUCCGCUGUCCUUCUCCAUAGAGGCAGUUUGGGUCUCCUCCGAGCGCCGCCGUUCUCGACGCUGAGGCGCAGUGCCAUUGCGAUGCCGCGUGGAAGCCGGAGCCGCACUUCCCGCAUGGCCCCUCCGGCCAGCCGGGCACCCCAGAUGAGAGCUGCACCCAGGCCAGCACCUGCAGCUCAGCCCCCUGCAGCAGUUCCCCCAUCUGCUGUUGGCACACCUGCUGCUGCUCCCCGCCAGCCAGGCCUGAUGGCCCAGAUGGCAACCACUGCAGCAGGUGUGGCUGUGGGCUCUGCUGUUGGGCACACAAUAGGCCACGCCAUCACUGGGGGUUUCAGCGGAGGAAGUAAUGCUGAGCCCGCAAGGCCUGACAUCACUUACCAGGAGCCUCAGGGAACCCAGCCGGCAUAUCAGCAGCAGCAGCAGCAGUUUGGCCCUUGCCACUAUGAGAUGAAGCAGUUUUUGGAGUGUGCCCAGAACCAGGGCGACCUCAAGCUUUGUGAGGGCUUCAGUGAAGUGCUCAAACAGUGCAGAUUUGCAAAUGGGUUAGCCUAAUCAAGAAGUUCAAAUUGAAGACAUGGAGAAUCACCUCUCAUGACCAAGUUAAUUUAAUAUAAAAA